Molecule: messenger RNA, 1780 nt
Organism: Durusdinium trenchii
Lineage: Eukaryota; Dinophyceae; Suessiales; Symbiodiniaceae
Source: the annotation of a GenBank genome assembly
AAGACCCUUUGGCUCAAUAUCCAUAGCCAAGAUCGGAGCCGCGGACCCGCGGCUCCAUGAGAAUCCAGGAUACGGUAGUGAACUUGGGUCGCUCUCUGGUAACGUUUUGUCUUCUCCAUGUAGCUGCAGGCUUAGACAUUGUCCACGUCUUGCACAGAACGAGCUCUGCUUCUUCUGCCAACGUGGUCUCGGAUGUCGCUGGCCGCUUCGCAUCCUUGGUACAGCAGCUUCAUACGCGGGAUGCGGAGCAGUCCCUCCUGGACGCCGCAGAUGCAGCCAGGCAGCGGUCAACAAUCCAAAGGGCCCAGUCCAUGCAGGACAAAGCUUUGCUUGAAGACGCCUAUCAGAUCCAGGAGGAGUCGCGGAUGGAAGAAGAAAAUGCACAAGGCAUGGCGGCCUCCUUUGCCGCGACGUUGCAACAGUUCAGCGGUCAGAGGGAAGGUGCCAACAGUUGCACUGGCCUCACCUGUGGAGGCAACGGGUAUUGCGAUGAAAGCCAAGAAGGAGCCCGCUGUCGCUGCAAGGCUGGCUACGAGGGUACGGGGCUCGUGUGCAACCCGGCGAGUGCCUUCGUGGAGCGGCCGCUGAUCUCCGGGUCGCCGGGCACCAAACAGCCCGAGGUGGCUGACCUGUAUGUCACCAGCCUGCGUGACAACGGCGUAGCUGUGGUCUUCCGUGACAUCUCAAGGCAGAACAGUGGCUUUUUGGUGAUAGGCCUUGCACAGGACAGUGGCAUGCGCUGGAGUGCUCCAUCGCUGCUGAGCCAGUCCGCCGUGUUCGGCCCGGUACUCGCAGAGCUGGAGGCCCCCAAUCGCCUGGCGAUCGCUUUUAGGACCGCGGAUCGAGGCGGUGAUGGCGUUCUGGUGGGCGCCAGGCGUGAUGCUGACAACCGGAUCACGUUGGGCGCUCCACGUGUGUUUGCCCACUACCAGGCUCAAACCAUGGCGCUGCUAGCUUUGCCGCAAUCGAGGGUGGUGGUCCUUUUCAGUGAGCAUCAACCAAGCAAGGCAGCUUCUGGAAAAAUGGAGCAUUUUGGCACGUCCCUUCUGGCAGAGAUCAUGGAUGAGAGAUCAGGGCAGAUGGCGCCGCGCGUCUUGGGGAAGUAUCACUUCGCCCAGACUCGGGUCUCGCGGCUUAGCGCCGCCCCACUCUCGUCGAAGACCUUUGCCAUUGCCUACCGAGAACUCCCUGACAAGGCGGACAGCCCGUCCAGAGAAGCCAGUGUUGCCCUAGCGGAGCUUUGGGGAUCGGAGUUGGUCUUCACCACGAAGCCCAUGUCCCUGGAGCCGCGAGAGCAGAUCUGGGCACGUUCCGUGGCUGGCCUUGGCGAUGGCGCCUUUGCCUAUACCUACCACAGCGGAAAGGAAGAGGUGACUAAGCAGGUGGUGCUUCGCUUGAAUGCGGCCCACCGGUUAGAAGUGCUUCAAGAGCCGCGGGUGAUUGCCUCGGGUUUCAGCCCAUUUGUCAGCACCGUGAGCACGGUGCAGCGGGAUGAGGCGCAGCCAGCUCAAGGACAUCGGCUCUUCACCUUCCUUGGUGGGGAUCAAGGCGCCAAAGGCCGAGGGCGCCUGUGCGGAGUGAAUGAACAGGGUCUGCCAGAUCAUUGCCAAGAUGUCGGAAGUUCGGAGAAAGAGGUGCUGGCGGUGGCCGCCACUCUCUUGAGUGACCAGCGAGUGUUUCUCCUAACCAGCUCUGCCUCUGGGGUUCCCUACUACACCUUGGUUGGCUUGGCGCCAUGAGUUAGAUCCACAGCAGGAGAUGGCAAAGGGCACUACUAGGU